AUGAACAAUCUGAAUGUUUCUGCGACUCUGCAUCUUUUCCGCAUUGCUAUGCGUCCAAAUUUAUGCCUGGCCCAAGCAACUAUUCCAACCUUUAAUCAAUUACCGAUGCCAUUGAACACAGCAUUCUCAGCGCCUGCCGCCACUACGGACAUCAGAGCUGUCGUGUUGGACAAGGACAACUGCUUUGCUAUUCCCCACUCAAGCUCCGUCUACAAGCCCUACGAGUCGAAAUUUGCAGAAUUGAAAGCGGCAUAUCCCGGUCGCUGCCUUCUCAUCGUCUCCAACACGGCUGGCGCAAUGUCCUAUGACACUUCGGGUCAACUGGCCUCUGAAGUAGAGGCGGCUACGGGGGUACGCGUACUACGACAUCAGACCAAGAAGCCGGGCUGCGGCGAGGAGAUAAUGGCCUACUUUCGCCAACACCCGGAAACGCGCGUGGACCGGCCUGAGCAGAUUGCCGUGGUGGGCGACCGGCUGACGACGGAUGUCAUGCUGGCCAAUACCAUGGGCAGCUAUGGCGUUUGGGUACGCGAGGGCAUUGUGGGGAAGGAGGAACGAAGUGUGUUUGCGCGCCUUGAGCAUACUAUGGCGGCCUUUUUCAUAGGCCGAGGUCAUCAAGCACCGAUCCCGUCGGAUAAAGCCGGCGCCUAG
Molecule: messenger RNA, 651 nt
Organism: Blumeria graminis f. sp. triticale
Lineage: Eukaryota; Fungi; Ascomycota; Leotiomycetes; Helotiales; Erysiphaceae
Source: the annotation of a GenBank genome assembly